Bursaphelenchus okinawaensis is the source of this 2148-nucleotide messenger RNA. The record is from the annotation of a GenBank genome assembly. Lineage: Eukaryota; Metazoa; Nematoda; Chromadorea; Rhabditida; Aphelenchoididae.
AUGUCAACACAAGAGCCCUCUACAUCAUAUAGACCACAAACAGGAUGUGUAGAUCUGGAGACAUCAAUCGAUACUUAUUGCACCUAUUUGAGCAAGUUUCAGUUUGAUAAAGCUCGAGAUUUUUGCGAAGAACAACGUCUAACACAAGCAGCACAUGUUAGCAGCAAACAAUGGCAAUGUUUAGUUGCUAAUCUUUCUCAGGUGAGUAUUUGUUACCUAUUAAUUAUAGUUUUUGCAAUUUUAGAUCUAAUUAUAUUGUUUUAUCUAUAUUAUUUCAGCUGGCUCUGAACGAGUCCCAUUACUUCUCUCUGGUCUUCUUUUCGUCCAAGUUCUCUUUUCGGAAAGAUAACCAAGUUCGGGAAGCAUAUGUUAAUGUAAAGUAAGUUUAUUUUUGUUAUUUAAUUUUGUGUUUAGGAAUGAAUUGGAAUAUUGUUAUGAAGAAUGUGAUAAAUCGACGGAAACUAAUGAAAAUAACGAUGAAUUCAAGGAAUUUUUGAGGCAAUUGAUAUGUCUAUGUACGAUAAGAUCAAAGCUGGUUGAAUUUUACGUGUUUUUAGUCAGUAAGUUAGGUUUUUGAGAGGUUUUUUGGCUGUAAGGAGAUCAAACGUCAUGGGUAAUAUACUUUUGUUCGAUUUGGGGCAAAAUUUUUGGUUUAUCUUUAUAAAUAUGGCCUUAAAAGUUGAUUCAGAUUCUUUAUAGGGUUAGCAAUUUAAAAAUAAAAGUGUUUUAGUAGAUUACUUUAAAAAUUAUAUUGUUUUAGCUGAUAACUGGCAUCAAACGAUAGAAGAAUCUGAAAAGCACCUGAAUAUGAUUAAAAACUCUAUGGAGAAGGUUCUCGGAGACGACAUAAAGCUGCCACAACUCAAGUCAAUUGAAAUAGAGCUCAAAAUUUUGACGGGGUGUUUCAAAAUUCAAUCAGACUUGUUGAACAUCAACUUUAUCGACAGUUUGAUCCAGCUGAAACAACUUGCACAAGACUUGAAUACUUGGUUUUCACAUGUGCCAUUUAAGACGUCUACGUCGAAGCCUAACUUUUUGUUUUUUAACUUUGCCAAGUCUUCAAAGAAUACGCCGAAGCUACUGUUACUUCAUUGGUUUUCCAAGUUUUACAAUACUUUAUUGGCCAAACUGUGCUUAUAUGGUCAUGAACUGUUUGUCUCUCAUUUGAAUUCGAAUGAUGUUAAAAGCUUGUUGAAUGCUCAGCCAAGUUUCAUACAGAGCAUAGUAUCGUACUCGAGGAGGGUCAACUCUGCCAUGAUAUGUUUGUUAUUGGAUAGGAUGGACAACAAAGAGCCGUUUUAUGGUAAAUACAGCUUUUUAAUAGACAGUUGGUUAUAAAAUCAUAAUAUAUGUUUGAAAUCCAUUAUAUUAUCAAUGCUACUUCAUUAUUUAUAAAAAUCAAUUUCAGGGUUUGGCUAUCAAAACGCGUUAACAAAGUACGGCAAGGAUAACAUAGGGCCCCUGACUGGUCGGCAUGGAAUGUAUCCAGCAUUGUGCAGAUUUCCGAAUGAUCAGAAGCUUUUUGACACGUUACAUCCUAGUAUAAUAUCGCUGAUUCAAGACACGGCCGAAAAUUCAGAUGAAAGAAUACGAUUCUACUAUGAUCUACGGGCUAAUACGGUAGGUUUGUAGUUUAAAAGUAGUUUUUUUCGGGUUAUAUUAAGUUGUGAAAAUGAUAAAGAUGUGUUGUAAAAGGUUAAAAUGUGGGAGCAAGAAGUGAAAGUAAGGUCUUAAACAAGGUAAUUAUGAAAAAAUGCGAAAAAUAUUAGUUUGAAGUAAUGAAAAUAGGCUUAAGUGUAUGACUUUGGUGAGAUCUAGGCUUAUAAAUGUUGUUAAAAAGACUGAAUAUUGGUUAAUUUAUAAAUAAGCCUAAUGGGUCUAAGAACGAUAAGCUUAAAAGUCAAAGAAAAUAAUCCAAAUUACCUAAAAAUGAAGAAAAAUUUAAAAAUCUCAUCAAACAUCAUUAAAAUCUAUGAAUUCCAGACGUAUUUUACGGUGCUGGUGGAAAAGAAUGUGCACUUGAGUGUGGUACUAAACCGAAAAGUGUCCGAAAAGGACCAAACUAUCCAAUUAAUGUUUACUGACCUCCUUCAUGGCCUCCGACUUAUCAGCCUGAUUCAUGAUUUGCGACAAUCACACAAAAAUUAA